AUGGUGAGCUCGAGGAACAGACGACCAGUGCGGCGCUUGCGGGAACGUUCUUGUGGGAGGGCAUCUCCAUUUCGUUCGAGAGGUCUUGAGCCCAUCGCAAAUGCUUGCAAGUCGAGGCAAGCGAGUAGUGCAAGGAGCGAGGGGUUUCAUCCUUCUGAUAAAGAGGCGUAUUUGUGUGUAUGGUUAGCCGUAUUAACCCGCGCCCGCCGUCCAAUGAGAAGGCCCGGCUCAGCGCAUGCGAUGUUGCGCGGCCGGCCAUUGGGCGACGGCGGCUCGGCGGUCGGUGUGGCCCCGCGGCGGGACCGCGGCGCUGCGCUGCGGGGGCGGGAGCUGGAGCGCGGGUGGGAAACUGCGGCGAUGACUCAUCGAUCACGAGUGGGAGUCCGGUGGGAGAAGCGGUGGGGACGACAUGGGGUUCGCUGGAGAGAGGGGGCGCCGUCCCCUUGGUCGGGGCAACUGAGGGCCCUCGAGUUGGCCGGCGGCGGCGUGCGUGCACGCUCGAAGCCCUUUAUGGGACAUUUUUGGAGAUUCGACUGCAUUAUUCGGUCAAAUAAAGUUCUAAACUUUUUGUGUAUUGCCACCUUCGCCUCAGCUUUUGUUUGCGACGUGUUUGAAUGA
Gryllus bimaculatus (two-spotted cricket) is the source of this 618-nucleotide messenger RNA. The record is from the annotation of a GenBank genome assembly. NCBI's taxonomy places the organism in Eukaryota, Metazoa, Arthropoda, Insecta, Orthoptera, Gryllidae.